CCUUUACACAUAAAAUUCUGCUAUAAUGAUACUGACAAUUUUUAUGUUAAUAAAAGUAUGCCUUAUGUAGUUAGGAAUUCCAUGUGGAUAGAUGUAGACAUAAACUCUCCAAUAAAUUUGCAAACUUAUAACUGUUGUAUGACGCUGACUGAUGUACACGGAGACAAUGAUAAUAAAUUUGUCGUCGUUGAUUUCGGAUCGGGAUCAUCAAGCCCUCAAAUAAAAAUUUUUAAAGGUUUAAAGCAAACGCACAUUAUUCAUUUAAAUGAAAAACCUUCAGCGAUUGUAACCGUGUAUACAGAUAAUAGUGAUCAACAUAUCCCAUGUAUAGCUGUAGUCAUUAAAAAUGAGAUUUAUUUUUAUCGAAAUUGUAAACCAUAUCAUAAGUACUCGAUUCAUUCGACAACUCUAAAAGAUACCGAAGAAUGUAAAUUAUGGCAGGAGACUGAAGGCGCAUUUGAUUUGCUAAAACAUUUACAAGUGUUAUCUUCUACUAUUGGAUUUGUGAACCUUUCAACAACGUCGCAACAAAUGCUAUGUUUGAAUGAAUGCUACAUCGAAGAAUAUUUUUUAAAGCAUAAAAAAAAUAAACUAAUGAAACAACACACGAUAACUUGCGUCACUGAGUUGAAAAGAAACCUGGCUGACGUGCAUGGAGUUAGUUGUCUAGUAAUAGCAACUACUGAUAAAAUAAGCAUACUUGAUACAGAAUCGUUUAAAAUUUUGCCUGAUAAAUAUGAGUUACAGGGCGAAACAGCGUAUAUGUGUGCUAUUGGAUUGUACAAUGUUGAUUAUAAAAUACUUGUUGCCACAAGGACGGGCCGGUUAUAUAUUUUUUCAAAAUCCUCAACAAGCGGUUACAAAGUAGAAGUUACGCAUGCCAUUGUGGCUGUCAUACUGCGAAUAGACAAAUUCAUUUGUUGUACCAUAGAUGGCUUAUUGCAAUGCUACACGUUGAAAUGUGUAUCGUUAUGGAACGUAAAAUUGCCGGGUGAUCCUACAUGCAUGACCAACAUGUACGUAAAAAGUAUGUCACUUGAAUUUACUAUAGUAUCGUGCAUUACAUCCAAUGUAGACGGACUUACGAAGGGAUUAAUUCUUAUGUUCUCCGGCUCCACGAUUGUUCACAAAAUCUUGAUGCCUGAUCCCGUGACUUGUAUUAUGUUUGGAAAAUUUGGCCAGGAGGAAAAUGCUCUAAUAAUGAUUUCUUCUAAAAGUAAAGUGGACAUAAAACUUUUGAAACGGACUGCGACGUUUGACUUAUGUGCUCGCCCAACGUUAACCGCACCUACUCCUGGUAAUUUGAGCAUACCAAAAAGAAGUAACGUGUUCAUAGAACAAACAUUGCGUGAAAGAGAGCAUUGUAAUGAAAUGCAUGUACGAACUCAACAAACGUGGCAAACAUUACAAAUUAUAGUGCUGAAUGAACGAAUCAAUUCGAUAAAACAAAAAAUCACCAAUCAAUUUUUACAUACAUCAGCUCAACUUUUAGGUUUAGGACCACGUUUCAAAAUACGUUUUUUUUUAAAAAACCUCAGUAAAGAACCUUUAAUUGGAAUAAACGUAGCAUUUUUAUACAACGCUCAAUAUCACACUAUAGAAUCACCAAGCUGCAGUAUGCCAAUAAUUGUUCCGGAUAAAGAGAUUUAUUGUGAAACAUUUGUUACAUUUUGUACAUAUGGUGGAUCAGAUGAACGAGCAAUUGACAUCGUAGUUAGUCAAAGAGCAAAUAUUUUGUAUAGAGCGAAAGUCAACAUGCCAGUUUAUAAUAUUCAAACAAACAUUGAAGAAUCAAACAAGACAUAAUAAAUAAUCAAAAAAAAAAAAAAAAAUUUAAAAUAAUUUAAAUAAAUGUAAGUACAUUUUAAAUUAUUAUUAUAAUAUAUAGGCUUGCCAUUCAUCUAGAUUUUACCAGGAUAGUCCCAGUUUUAAAGGCAUGUCCUGGUGUCCUGGUCGAUCAUUUAGAUCGUCCCGGUUAAUAGAAGCUGAGAUAAAAUAACAUUUAAUAUUUUAUUAUUUAAUAAUAAAACGUAGAAUAAUAUUGUAUAUUAUAACAUUAUAUUA
Messenger RNA from Sipha flava (yellow sugarcane aphid), 2064 nucleotides. RefSeq names its product Bardet-Biedl syndrome 1 protein (gene BBS1). Gene Ontology annotation, cellular component: centrosome; BBSome; axoneme. The record is from RefSeq and is a predicted model, not a curated record. The transcript has 12 exons. Bases 58 to 1806 code for a protein of 582 amino acids. Gene Ontology annotation, biological process: non-motile cilium assembly; protein localization to cilium. NCBI's taxonomy places the organism in Eukaryota, Metazoa, Arthropoda, Insecta, Hemiptera, Aphididae. Gene Ontology annotation, molecular function: smoothened binding; patched binding.